AUGAAGAAAAGGUCAGGAAAACAAGAGGAGGAGAGUUUGAAAAUGGGAGAUGAUAAACAAGGAAGUAGCAUCAACAGUUUACCAGACUCUAUUCUUCUUCACAUUCUCUCCUUUCUGGAGACGAAAUACGUUGUGACAACCUGUGUUUUGUCGAAACGAUGGAAGAAUCUUUGGGUCUCUGUUCCCAAUCUCAUUUUCUCAGAAUCCAAGGUAAUAUCGAAAUCUAGUCUCCGAAAUUUCAUGGAUUGCGUCGAUAGAGUACUCUUCCUUCGCGAUUCACCAACUAUUCAAAAGUUCAGUCUCACUUAUAAGCGUGAAUGGCAGGGACGUCCUCUCGAUUCAGACCGUCUCAAUUCAUGGUUAUGUGCUGUAGUUAAAUUUCACGUUGAACAGCUUAUUAUUGAUAUUAGUUCGGAUGAUGUGUUUCCUAACUUGCCUCCAACCCUCUUUACUUGCAAGUCCCUUGUUGAAUCACACCUCAAAGACCAACUUUGUAUCGAUUUUCCGAGCUAUGUGAACCUUCCAAAUCUAAAGACCCUGGAAAUUUCUAUUGUUGAUCCGGGAGAUAGCUUAAAUGAUGGAUUCUUUCGUGGGUUCCCCGAGGAUGAACAUUCUCCCUAUGUUGUCAAUGUUAAGGUUGUGAUAGAUGCACCAGUUCUUGAGUGUCUUGUUAUUGAUGAUGAUUGUGGGGCAUGGCAUUCGAUAAAGAAUCGAUCCUCUUCUCUGGUGAGAGCACAAAUUGAUGUUCGGCUAGACAAUUUCCCGGAAGACAUGCAACCUGAUCGUGCCAAUGGUGUACUUGAGCUUUUUAAAGGAAUAUCUAAUGUUAAAUAUCUAUGCAUUGAUGGUAAUGCCUUGUUUACAUUUUGCAAUGUGACACAUUCGAUAUUGAGUUUUGAUUAUUUGUCAAAGCUGCCAGAAGUACUUCAAAGCUUGCCUAAACUUGAAUCUUUGGACGUGUGUGUGUGGGCAGGAAAAAAUUUGGAAGCGGCAGGUAUUGAUUUGAGUGACCAAGACACUCGUUUGAGUGAGGCGUUGAAACUGAUGGAAUCACACGUAGUGCCUAGUUGUUUGCUAUCACACUUGAGAGUAAUUGAAGUAGGCGCGUUUGUGGGUAAGAAUGAUGAGCUGCAGCUGGUGAAGUAUUUGUUGAAGAACUCCAAAGUGUUGAGUAAGAUGACAAUUGGUUUUCUGUGUGAUGUAGCCAUCAAAGAUAAGAAAAUUCUUGAGAGAAAAAUAUUAAGAUUUCCUAGAGGUUCAAAGACAUGCAAUUUUCAGUUUCUUUAA
Messenger RNA from Ilex paraguariensis (yerba mate), 1287 nucleotides. NCBI's taxonomy places the organism in Eukaryota, Viridiplantae, Streptophyta, Magnoliopsida, Aquifoliales, Aquifoliaceae. The record is from the annotation of a GenBank genome assembly.